AUGUCGACGCUUGAAGGCGGCCUCGCGUUCGCCUUUGGCCUUGGCUUCGUCGCAUACCUGAUGUUCAAGAGAUACGAACCGAACGACCUCCUCUCGCUCAUUGUGCUACUUGGUCUCCUCCCGGCCAUGCCUGCAGUGCUCCGCCCUGCCCUGCAAUCGACCACCCACUCUGUGUUAUUCUCGUACGCCGUCCAUCUCUCGACAUUGCUCGCGUUCCUCGUCGCGUAUCGCCUCUCGCCGUGGCAUCCGCUUGCAAAGUACCCCGGGCCCCUGGCAAGCUCUCAAAGCUCUGGCUGGUAUACGUGA
Messenger RNA from Laetiporus sulphureus 93-53, 306 nucleotides. RefSeq lists its product as uncharacterized. Lineage: Eukaryota; Fungi; Basidiomycota; Agaricomycetes; Polyporales; Laetiporaceae. The record is from RefSeq and is a predicted model, not a curated record. The coding region runs from base 1 to 306 and encodes 101 amino acids. The transcript has 2 exons.